AACCGAACGAUCGGACCAGAUGCUCUCAGACUCUCGCAGCGACAACACGUCUGCCGCGUCCAAAACUUUAAACUUUUACGCUAAUCGAGACACAAGUUUUUUUACAAAUCAUAACAGUAAAAACAUUAUGUGUUGAAAAUCAUAAAUUUCCAUCAGUGCCUUGUAUUUUCACUUCGUUAUUCGUGUUAAGUAGAAAGUAAGCAUUGACAGUUCUUUCUACACAAACAGUGUUCAUGUAAUAUAUAGUUCUAUAACGUGUUGUGCUUAUGUGAGGUAUUUGAACUGUACUUGGAAACUUUUGGCUUGUAAGGUAAUCCUACCAUACAAACUGGUAUCAUCUUCAAAUGCUUUAAUCUGCUGAUUUCUACGCUGGCAAAGAAAAGAUUGUUCUCAACGAGACAAAAGCAUCUUGUUUAAGUCUGUCAAUAAGAUGUGACAACACCCACUAUGGCAGCCACUGAUGGCCAGGUCGUGGUGGCAGCGUCGCGUUGGGCAGACGAAGGCAACUAUUUGAGAGAAUUUGUUCUAAAAAAUCGAUUACCCAAUGUCGCCAAGAUCAUCAAAGGACAGUAUGGCGGACUUGGUGUACCCACCCUGCCAAGUCCUGGUCUCCAAAGCACCGCCCUUCUCGUUUCCGUUGGAAAAAGAAAAAAGAUAAUAGCGCAAGCUAUCAAAUUAAAAGAAGGACGUCGUAUGGUCAGUGUGGGACCGAGAAUUGCUAUCCCUGAUUCUUAUAAAGGAUACUUUGAACUCUUGAGCGAAGAAGGCCGAGCUGUAAGAUGUAUAGAAUCAGUAGCCGAAUUAGCUAGACGCAAACUUGAUGAUGGUUGCCUGGUUAGAGAACCUGUUAGAGUUAUAUGUGCUAAAACUGAUUUAGAAGGCAAUUUAACAGCUGAUGGAGCGAGGAAUUUGCCAGCAGGUGAAGUGAUCAUGCCUAGAGGAGAUACAUUCUUAGGCAAAAAUAAAUAUCUUAAAUGUACUGAUUCCAAAGGUGAUAUGGUGCUGCUAAGUUUAGAUCAGAGAGGGAAGUUCUCUGCUAUUGCCAAAGAAGAGAACAUUAGUGGAGUUCAUACUGCUAAAACAUUACUAACAAAACGAUUGCCUAUAACUGUAAGACUAGUACAUGGAACCCCACCAAGAGGAUUAAAAAGUGCCAGCCAUUUCGUUCCAGAGUUAAGGUUACUUUCAAUGUUUGAAGAAGAGCAUGUUUUCGCUUUGCCACUUCAAAAAGAAGGUAACGCCUUAGUGGCGUUACCUUUAGCCGCUCCGUUAAAAAUGCAGAAAUGUAAGAAUGAGGAACAAGUCAAACAUUUUAUGGAAUUUGCAAGGCUUAUUGAAAAAUGUAACCGUUUGCUGGUGGACGUAGUUGAUAGGAUACAUGUUUUAGAUGGAAAAUUGGGUGAUCCUAAGAGGCUUCUUAAUGCGCCAUUACAUGCGCCACCAUUAGUCAAAACCGGUUACUUCCUUAGGAGGAGUGCAUCCUCUGAUGCAGCCAAUCAACAUAAACAUUUAUCACGUCAUAGUCAUAUUUAUAGUAGUCACAGAGAUGAAAAUAGUAUCCCUGAUGAAUAUGACGAAAUAGAUCAAAUCUAUGACUACGUGCGGGGCUUUGCACCUCUUCCUAAGAAUAUAAAAGCUUCAUAUUCUAACGAAACAAUAGCGAAACAUGAAUCAGCGCCUUCGUCUCCCGCGCCUACGCCAAUACACAUGCCUUUGAUAACAGAAAUCAAGCCAGAACCACCACCUAUUGAAACAAUACCCACAAAGAAACCACUAAAUAUGCAAAAAGCAGAAAAACGAACUCGUAAAACUGCCAUAACACCUAAAGAGACUCCCGUUACAGUUUACAAAGAGAAAUGCUCGAUAGCACCAGCUCCAAAUAAUUUACCUAAGUUAUUCAUCAAGAACAAUGUUAACAACGGUAAAAGCAGAAUGCUGUUCCGUCAAAAAAGCAAUUCUCCGACAAAGGAGUCUCCUAGUCCUAUUACUAGUCCAAUACGUCCUUUAACUAAGGGUGAUUCCCCAAUAUUCAACAUAAGGUAUAAGAGUCUUUCGAACAUACAUCAAGCUAUGGAAUUAGAUGGUACUUUAGAUUCGAGUCACUCUGGUGGUAGAACAUCGGGUGAUUCAGGGAAUGGUCCGAAACUGCCAGAGAAGAGAUCUAGAAAGCUAAGCAGGCCUAAAUCAUUGACGAAUCUGGUUUGGGAACUGAAGGGCUGUCCUGUUGAAACGAAUGAGAAACCAAAAGCUAGGAUUAAAAAUGAGAAUUACAAGAAGAUUGGCAAUAAAUUGUCUCUCGGUACGCAGAAGAAGGUGCCGACGCUUUAUCUAUAAUUACAGGUCCUGUUGGAAAAUAUAGAGAAGAUAAGAAGACAGCACGCUGAUAUUCUGUCGACAACACAUUUUUUACUGAACAAAUAUGUCACAAACUUUCAAUCAUCGUACCUACAAAAAGAUAUCAAAAAUGUAUUUUGGUAAAUAACUGGUACACAAAUCGAUGAUUUAUGUAAUUUUCAAAAAAAAUUGAAUAUAACGAUUUGAAUAACCAAAAUGGAAAAUAUAAAUUAAUAAAAUUAAAUUAUUACCUAUUUGGCUAACAAUUAAUACCGUAUUAGCUAAUCGGAAAAAUAAAUUAUAAAACAAAUUUAUGUAUAUAAAAUUUUUUUUUUUUACGUUGUUACUUAAACGUUUGGGUAUCUUGUAACUUCUGAUAAAAAGAGAAAAUUCAGAUACUAUAAUUAACAACAUUCCGUAUAAUUAAAACAUGUUUUGAUCUCUUUUUUAAUUAUAAAUUGUUAUUUAUGAUUUAAUGCCAUAUUACGGUGUAAAACUUGGAUUUUUGUGUAACGUAUGUAGUUAAGGCCUAUGUAAUUUUAAUAUGUAUCGUAGAACAUAGGUUUUUUUAAAUAUCGGCCGUAAACAGUGUUUCAUUUUUCAUGUGUAAAACCAAAAACAUCGGUGCCUUACUAUGUAGGUAGAAUAGGAGAUAGUAUAUCCGUAACUAGAUAUUAAUUUCAUGUGAUCAUAAUGUUAUAAUACUUUAUACAAUUAAAACGAAAGGAUUUUUUAAACACAAUUAAAUUUAAUACGUGUAUGUCAGUAUCCCAAAAUAUAUGUUUGAUUUUUCAAUGAGCAAAAUGUUGGAAUACAUUACGUAACUUAUAAUAGUAAUUAAACAGACGCUUCUCCUGUCAGGAACUGCACUGUUCAGUAGGAUCAAUACUUAAAGAAGCUUUCAUUUACCUAAUUUGAAUUUAGUUUUCACUUUACAAGACAAGAAUCGGUAAUUGAAAAAAAUAUAUAUUUUAAUGCUGUCUAUUGCAUUUGUGUCCAAAAAUACUCACGAAUCAUGAAAUAUAAAAAUACGAAAUGGUACUAUACGAUACAUUUUUAGAUAAAUACCUAAUAAGAAACAGUCACAUUUCUCUAUAGAAGUAAGUAGUUUUAAGCCGUAGACAAACUCUUUUUUUACUCUUAUGCAUUUAUUGUCCCUAUUUUUAUUACAGUCAUAGAGAUUUUAGGCCUUAUAUUCUACCUAUUUAAAUUAACACGGCAGUUUUAUAUUAGGAAAAAUCUCUCACUUCCACACGAAUGUACACCGAUGGUAAAAACUUAAAAAUUUAGUUCGAGAUUAAUUAUGUAAUAUUAUAAUGAUUUAUUACCCUUUUUAUUUGGAUUAGGCAUGGGAAUAACAUAUUUUAUUUAAUAGAAAAUUUAAAAAAAAACGAUUUCACUGAAUAUAAUUUUAACAAACUUUUUUUUUAAUUUCCAUAGUGCUUUUAUAUAAAGUUAUUUUAGAUCUGUUAAAAAAAGAAAUUUUCCAGUAGUUCCUGAGAUUAGCUUGUUCAAAUAAACAAACUCUUCAGUAGUUCUACUGUUAGUGUUCAGUUCUACUGUUAGUACUCAUAGUAAUGAUUUUUUUUUUCUAUAAAACUGUCGUAAGUAGUUAAGCUAUAUGUAUAUUGUAUAAUUGCUUUGAUAAUUAUCUCGGAGGCUCAAAAUGAUAUUUUUGUGACUUCGACACAAUUAUCACUACAUUGUAUUACAUAAAAUAUUUACUGUGAAUUAAAAACGUGAGUGUUGCAAAAUCACAGAAUUUUAUAUAAAAUUAUAUGUAUUGAUUGGUAAAAUUACACUUUUAUUGACAUCAUUUUAGAAUAAUCAUUAUAGUUUUACUAGACUCGCUAAAAUGUUUUUUUUAUUUCUAUUUACUUAAUAGGCCUGAUUGUUAUGUAAUAAUUCACAGUAAAUAUUAACGAAUUAACAUUUUUACGAAUAUUAUCCAAAUAAAAUUAUCUGUGUUUAGUCUUAAGGUAACAUUCAGAUUUUCAUAAUAUUAAGGACCUUUUUAUACAAUUUGUCAUGAUUUAGCGCAUAUUUUCAUCAAUCGUACAUGUUUCUAGCAUUUUCAACACUCAAUAUUGUAACUUACGGCAUAAAUA
Amyelois transitella is the source of this 4442-nucleotide messenger RNA. RefSeq lists its product as uncharacterized. Lineage: Eukaryota; Metazoa; Arthropoda; Insecta; Lepidoptera; Pyralidae. The transcript is spliced from 6 exons. The coding region runs from base 448 to 2334 and encodes 628 amino acids. The record is from RefSeq and is a predicted model, not a curated record.